Messenger RNA from Salvia miltiorrhiza (redroot sage), 1538 nucleotides. RefSeq names its product RPM1-interacting protein 4-like. NCBI's taxonomy places the organism in Eukaryota, Viridiplantae, Streptophyta, Magnoliopsida, Lamiales, Lamiaceae. The transcript is spliced from 4 exons. The record is from RefSeq and is a predicted model, not a curated record. Bases 356 to 1120 code for a protein of 254 amino acids.
AUGAUUAUUCACUCCACCAACUAAACCACCUCUAAUCUAACCGAUCAAGACAUUUCAAAGAAGAGUGAGGUGAGAAAACGGAGGAAGAAGAUAGUAAGGCGAAUAGUCAAAUCCAUAACCGGUGGCGCCGGUUGAUGGUCGAUAGACCCCUCUCUCCUCCCAUCAUUAACUCAUCAUCACUGCAUCUCUCUCUUCUCCCUCCCUCUCUUCUCUCUCUCUCUUCAGCGCCUGCAAAAAUUAGGCGCCGAAGAAUUUUUGUCUUCUGCAGAGUUCCGAGAGCUGGAUUGAUCUAAAACUCUCAUCUCUUUGUUGAAUUACGUCGCCUAAUUCGAAUUCUGCUUCUCCGCCGUAUCUAAUGGCUCGUUCAAAUGUGCCAAAAUUUGGCAACUGGGAAAACGACGACAACGUUCCUUACACCGUUUAUUUCGAAAAAGCAAGGAAAAACAAAGGUGGGAAAAUGAUAAAUCCAAAUGAUCCUAUGGAAAAUCCGGACAUGUUCCCCGAUGCCGAUCCUCCGCCUCCGCCUCCGGCCGCAGCCGCCCCCCCUCCGGCAAACCCACGUCCCCGGCCAGACGAGCCUAACGGGCGGGGAGCAGCCGGGGCGAGGCCCGAACGUAGGGUGAGCAAAGAGGAAGAUGCUGAUCUUCACAGCUCUAGUGAAAAUCCAGGUCCAAGGGCUGCAAGUGAGUCGAGCUACGCUGGCCGGGGCCAGAGGGCUGCACGCCCUGCCCGAGCCAGUGCAGGGUCCGAGCAGAGCUUCGAGCGCUCGCCCCUUCACCCCCAUCAUCAGGCGAAACUCACAGGGGGACGGGGCAGCGGCUCGCCUGCUUGGGAAGGGAAGAGCCAUGAUAGUAGCCAUGGCACCCCGGGAAGAUCCAAGCUAAGGCCAACUAGUCGAGGCGACGAGAGUCCCGAUAAAGGUGCAGCCGUGCCAAGAUUUGGCGAGUGGGACGAGAACGACCCUCAGUCGGCCGAAAACUUCACGCACAUUUUUAACAAAGUGCGUGAAGAGAGGAAUACCGGAGCUGGGAACGUCUCCGGGACUCCCAGGCAUCCGUCCUAUGGCACGCCCGGGAGACAGAAGGACCAACCUAAGAAAUGCUGCUGCGGGUGGUGGUAGAGGAGGACGAGGAAGAAGAAGAAGAGUUGGAACAUGUGUGGAUGGAUUGUGCAUUAUUUGAUUUUAUAUUAGUGUGCUGCUAGUAAAAAAAUAAAACAAGAGGUCUCAUUUGUUAUCUGAAUCGCCUUUGUCGUUGUCGUCGUCGUCGUCACCGCCGUCGUCUCUGAAAUUUCAGGGAUGACAUCUGCUUAGUUUUGGUCUUUCAGUUUCUCCCACUUCUGUAGUUAUGGAUGAUAUAUAGCGUUUACUUAUGCUAGAUAUUCUUUCAUUCUGAUUCUCUCUCUCUCUCUCUCUAGAGCUCUUGCUCUUGUUGUAAUGAAAUCUCUUUCUCUCUGAUUUUGUAAUACCUAAUCACACUGUAUCUUCGAAAGUUGGAACAUCAUAGUUAAAUUACAUGUCUGCAGAAUUGAUCUUUGAA